Arabidopsis lyrata subsp. lyrata is the source of this 1378-nucleotide messenger RNA. RefSeq names its product BES1/BZR1 homolog protein 1. The coding region runs from base 264 to 1124 and encodes 286 amino acids. Gene Ontology annotation, biological process: brassinosteroid mediated signaling pathway; DNA-templated transcription. Lineage: Eukaryota; Viridiplantae; Streptophyta; Magnoliopsida; Brassicales; Brassicaceae. The record is from RefSeq and is a predicted model, not a curated record. The transcript is spliced from 2 exons. Gene Ontology annotation, molecular function: DNA-binding transcription factor activity.
UUUUCCCCUUAUUAUGCCAAAAUUAAUUACAAACUUACAAUCACAUCAAAAAUUAUUUUGACUAUGUCCAUAUUAUACGUAACAAAAUCAUAUAAAUACGAAAUUUCCUCCAUUAAAAUUAUUUAACUUUUGCCUCUUUUUUCUCCUCGUGAAGGAAAAUUCUUUAGUCUUUUUUCUCUCCUCGAGAAUUACGCAAACACAAAGACAAACCCAGAAAUAACUCAAAACUGAAAAGUUAAAAAAAAAAACAGAGAGAGAGAGGAAUGACGGCAUCAGGAGGAGGAGAAGGAGAAUCAACGGCGGCGACGGGGAGGAUGCCGACGUGGAAAGAGAGAGAGAACAACAAAAGGAGAGAAAGAAGAAGAAGAGCCAUAGCAGCUAAAAUAUUCACCGGACUUAGAUCUCAGGGCAAUUAUAAACUCCCUAAACACUGUGACAACAAUGAAGUCCUCAAAGCUCUUUGUCUCGAAGCUGGUUGGAUCGUUCACGAAGAUGGCUCCACUUAUCGAAAGGGUUCUAGACCAACAGAAGCAACACCGUUGUGUUCGUCAAUUCAGCUUAGCCCACAAUCAUCGGCCUUUCAAAGCCCAAUUCCGUCGUACCAAGCUAGCCCAUCAUCGUCGUCUUACCCAAGUCCGACCCGGUUUGAUCACAUUCCAAACCGGUUUGACCCGAAUCAAUCCUCGACUUAUCUCAUUCCUUAUCUACAAAACCUUGCUUCAUCAGGAAACCUCGCUCCUCUACGAAUUUCCAAUAGUGCCCCUGUUACACCGCCGAUUUCUUCACCUAGAGGAUCAAAUCCGAGACUUUCGAGAUGGCAAAGUAGUAAUUUUCCAGUCUCGGCUCCGUCAAGCCCAACGCGGCGUCUCCACCACUAUACAUCGAUUCCUGAAUGCGACGAAUCGGAUGUUUCGACGGUUGAUUCGUGUCGAUGGGGAAAUUUUCAACCGGGUAACGUUUCUCAGACAUGUCCUCCGUCGCCGACUUUUAACCUCGUCGGAAAAAGCGUUAUCAGCGGGGGAGGGGACUUGUCGGUGAAGCCGUGGGAAGGUGAGAAGAUUCAUGAUGUUGGUAUCGAUGACUUGGAGCUGACGUUAGGUAACAACACCAAAAGACGCCGCUAGGUUAAUAUCGUAGUUUUAACUAUUUAGUCGGGUCCGGUACGGGAUUUGGUUCCGGUUUAACCGUAGCUAAUAGGUUGGUCUUGGUCUUGGUCUUCAUGACUAUUUGUACAGUCAUUAUCAAUGCUUCAUUUCACAAAUCUUAUAGUAGUAUAUUUUUAUGUAAUGGUGGAUAAUGAAAAAUGCAAGUGUGAAAAUGAGAGGAACCAUUUCCCAUGUGGUGAUGGGGUCAUUUUUUAGUGGACCUGUAUUUUUGA